CUUGGAUUGCGUUUUUGCCAACUGAAUUUCGUCAGUUUUUCAAAUUCUCACUCAUUCUCGCCGGUGCCAGUGCGUGAUGAUGAUAGUAAAGCGGAGUUCAAAUGUCGUACUGGCAGCAGGCCUGACGCUUCCAACUUGAGGACCUUUACACAUCGCGAAUUAAUCAUAUUGCGGCCAUCCAAUUCACCCUAUUUAUCAAUGAUCGGGCAACAGCCUCGGUCGUCAGCCAUUUACAGUUGGUGGCUGGCUUGCUGGAACGACUGAGUCCCCAUGCCCAAGUACCCUACCCCUCUCUCGUCCUGAACUUCUGAAACGACGAGAUCAAUGGCUGUCGCUGAAGAUGCGUUCAAAAUCCUUGGUAGAGUCGCUGAUGCUUUCGACAAUCCUUCCUCCCGCGAGUCACGCAAAGACUUCCGCGUAAACACCAUCAAGAGACAUAGGCCCCAGACAAGUCCCUCCAGUCAGGAAAGUCAGGUUCAGCACGCUCGCUAUGCCCGUCGCGAGCCCUCUUUAUUCGACGUCAGCUAUAUCUAUGAUGAUGACGAACUCGCCGAUGCAUCGACGAUUGGAAACCGUUCAUGCGUGUUGUCUGAGACAAUCAAGAGCCUCAACAGAAUCAUCCCGUAUGAUGAUGCGAUCUACACCUGCGAGGAUACGAUCGCCUUGGAUGAAUCACCAUGCGGCGAAAUGACCAAGAUGCUUUUGUCCAGCGGCAGUCCGCUUGACAGACUCGACAACCUUGCUCGUGCCGAACUCAAGAAGACCGGCUGCAAUCAGUGGUCCGUCGUCAACAUGGACCUUUCAACUCCAAUGACGCAUACACGUGGACCCAUGGCUCCCCCUAAACCCCCUCCAUCCAUCCUCUCCCCAAUUCUCCCCUCCACACCCGCCAUCACCACCGUCCCACCUCCAUCCUUCACACCAUCCCCACAAUCACCCAUGAAGACGGAUUCCUCCUUCAAAGCCAGUACCUCAAACGGCAAAUACAGCUCGAGCUCGCAUGAUAGUUUUCCAGACUUCAGCACGCUGUCAUACGCUCCACGCGCGGAACUCGAGCCACCGGAACGUGUUGGAGUCAGCAGCCACGUCAAGCAACUCAUGAAGCGCGUCUUGCACGUUAACGUCGGCGUGCAUCCAAGCAGGAGAUCAAGACAAUCUUUGCUUGUGGGUGUGGACUUGCAGCCUGCUUCUAUGGCUGGAGGGUCUUCGGGUACGUGGGCGUUUGCUAGUAUUGGAUCUACUCAGGCGGGGAACCGAUGGAGUGGGCUUUGGCAUUGACAGAUUUAUUCUUUUUUGUAUCCGAAAUCCUGCUCCAAGCGGUUCUGCAUAAACUGGCCUCCACAAUGGUGCUUGUGCUAUCUAAUUAGGU
This is a messenger RNA of Suillus subalutaceus, 1369 nucleotides long. RefSeq lists its product as uncharacterized. The coding region runs from base 325 to 1278 and encodes 317 amino acids. The transcript is spliced from 5 exons. The record is from RefSeq and is a predicted model, not a curated record. NCBI's taxonomy places the organism in Eukaryota, Fungi, Basidiomycota, Agaricomycetes, Boletales, Suillaceae.